AUGUCGAGCAGAGAGGCGAAGAAAUGGAAGAAGGUGGUUAGCGGGGGGAGUUCUAGCAAUGCCAAACUCUUUGUGGAUAAAGAUGCUAAGAAGAGGUAUGAUUCAUUCAUUGUUAAACAUCCUCUAUUAAUUGAGCGUGGUGUUUACCUUGAUGAGCUAGUAGGGAGUGUGGAUUCCCCUGAAAUACUUCGGGCUCAGAAAUGGAAACCUCUGUUUNUAAGAAGAGUAGGGAGUGUGGAUUCCCCUGAAAUACUUCGGGCUCAGAAAUGGAAACCUUUGUGUGAUGUGAAUGUGGAUGAUAAAGCAUAUGUUGAACUGGUUAAGUUUUUUUAUGCAAAUGUUCAUGAGUACAAUGAGAAUGAGCUGACAUUUAAGACACUGGUUAGGAAGAAAUCCAUCACUAUUUCGCCUGAUCUUAUUUCAAAUGUAUUAAAAAUUGAUAGACCAGACAUUCCUGAGAAUUCCAUUGUCUUUCCAUAUUCAACUAAUUUUUUGGCCUCUAUUGCUGUUCAGAUGGGAGCAUUUACUGAGUUAUCUUCUCAUAGAAGUCUGGCUGUGUCUGGCAGAUUACUUCUUCAUCAGAAUCAGUUUGGACUGGGUACUACAAGGAAAAUGAGACUUGUGAUAGCUGCUGGGAUGCUGACGUGGAGGGUUGGUCCUGGUCUUUAUGCUUGGCUACUGGACUGGUUUGCUGUUUUGCUUUGUUUCAGUAGUUGUCUGCUAUUUUGGCAGACUGUUGCUGUGAGCUGGGCUGUUACCAAAGGUGUAGGAGCUGAGUUUGGGUACAUAGAAAACCAGCUGGGAUUGAAUGGGUGUUGUAUUGGUUUGUUUCUGAUUUGGGGAUUCUGCAUCAGGAGCUGUCUGGGAGUUCAGGAGCUGGACUAA
This is a messenger RNA of Ilex paraguariensis (yerba mate), 885 nucleotides long. NCBI's taxonomy places the organism in Eukaryota, Viridiplantae, Streptophyta, Magnoliopsida, Aquifoliales, Aquifoliaceae. The record is from the annotation of a GenBank genome assembly.